This is a messenger RNA of Thermochaetoides thermophila DSM 1495, 1602 nucleotides long. Its product is annotated as alpha-amylase-like protein. Lineage: Eukaryota; Fungi; Ascomycota; Sordariomycetes; Sordariales; Chaetomiaceae. The record is from RefSeq and is a predicted model, not a curated record. Gene Ontology annotation, molecular function: calcium ion binding; alpha-amylase activity. Gene Ontology annotation, biological process: carbohydrate catabolic process. The transcript has 3 exons. Bases 1 to 1602 code for a protein of 533 amino acids.
AUGCGCUCCUCGCUGUUUGGAGCCGCCGCUGCGGCUGUCCUGUCGUUCGUGGGGCUGACUGCCGCCGCCGACGCCGAAGAAUGGAAGACACGCUCGGUCUACCAGGUCAUGAUUGACCGUUUUGCCCGUACUGACGGCAGUACGGACCAUGAGUGCGAGUACUUCCGAUUCUGCGGCGGCACUUGGCGCGGUCUAAUCAACAAGCUGGACUACAUCCAGGACAUGGGCUUCACGGCGAUCCAGAUCAGCCCUAUCGUCAAGAACAUCGACGAACACACUGCGGUUGGUGAUGCCUACCAUGGCUAUUGGUCUCUCGACAACUAUGCGCUCAACCCCAAGUUCGGCACAGAGAAGGACUUCCGCGACCUGGUCGACGAAGUCCACAAGCGCGGCAUGUUACUGAUGGUCGACGUUGUCGUCAACAACAUGGCUCAAGCCUUCGACAACAAGGUCCCCCCCAAGAUUGACUACUCGAAGUUUAACCCGUUCAACGACCAGAAGUACUUCCACGACUACUGCAACGUCACCAGGUGGGAGGAUCCCGAGAACUACCAGAACUGCUGGCUCUAUCCCUAUGGUGUCGCCCUGGCCGACCUCAAGACCGAGUCGGAUGAGGUCGUCAAGGAGUUCCAGAACUGGAUCAAGCAGCUGGUCGCCAACUACUCCAUCGACGGUCUGCGCAUCGAUGCCGCCAAGCACGUUAACGACGAGUUCCUGCCCCAGUUCGUCGAGGCUUCGGGUGUCUUUGCCUGGGGCGAGGUCCUGACUGGUGUGACGAACGAUCUCUGCCGCUACCAGACCAAGGGUCUCCUGCCUGGCAUGCCCAACUACCUCGAGUACUACCCUCUGCUGCAGGCUUUCAACGGCGGUUCUAUGGAAGAGGUUGCCAAGUAUCGCAACGAGGCCGCCUCUGGCUGCAACGACACCUCUGUUCUCGGCAGCUUCAUCGAGAACCACGAUAUGCCUCGCUUCGCCAUGUACAAUGAGGACAUGGCCAUUGCUAAGAACGCAAUGACCUACACCUUCUUGAACGACGGCAUCCCGACUGUUUAUCAAGGUCAAGAGCAACACUUUAAGGGCAACGGCACGCCCUACAACCGCGAGCCUCUCUGGAUCUCGAAAUACGACAAGUCUGCGCCGCUCUACCAGCUUACCUCGACCCUCAACAAGGUCCGUAACAACGCCAUCAAGCUUUCCAAGGACUAUGUCAACACCCCAGCCGAGACCCUCUUCAACGACGUCAACCACCUCUGCCUGCGCAAGGGCCCCUAUGGCAGCCAGGUCGUCUUCUGCAUCAACAACCAGAGCUCCAAGGGCCCCAAGUACGAGCUCAACAUCAGCGGUGGUUUUCACCCCGGCGAUAAGGUCGUCGAGGUCACCCGCUGCAGGCACACCACUGCUGACGCAACCGGCACCAUUACCAUGUACAUGGGCAAUGGUGAGCCCCGUGUGUAUGUACAUGCUGAUGCGAUUAAGGGUACCGGCAUUUGCUCGGACACCAAGGAAGAUGGCCCGGUCGGCAAUGCCGCAUCCGGUGUAGGCUCUACGGCUGGCAUCAUGAUUGCUGCUCUGGCUAGUUGGGCUGUGUUCUUCUUCGCCUGA